Pocillopora meandrina is the source of this 2833-nucleotide messenger RNA. The record is from the annotation of a GenBank genome assembly. Lineage: Eukaryota; Metazoa; Cnidaria; Anthozoa; Scleractinia; Pocilloporidae.
GAAGGAUUUUCAGGGAGAGGAUGCCAUGUGGUUGCAUCGCAAAGUAACAUAGAAGAAACAGUGUGCAGCUGCAAUCAUUUGACUCAUUUUGCUGUCUUACUUGACUACAACGGCAGCUCAGGGGUAAUGGACUAAUGUUUACCUUACCUUCACUGGUGGUAAUACAAUUCCAUUCAGGUGAUUGACACAUUUCUAAUUCUUUUCAUGCGAUUUAUGAAGCAGCUCACUGAGGAAGAAGAAACUGUUCUGGAGUUUAUCACCUACGUGGGAUUAAGCCUGUCAAUCAUUGGAAUAAUUUUGACAGUUAUUCUAUAUCCCUUCCUUACGUAAGUGCUACAGCCAGAAAUUUUGAAACUUUAUAUUAUUUUAAAGAUGUCAGACGUAAGUAAGACCUCUUCGCGAAAAGACCGACACUCAGUCAAUGCAUAUUGAAAUAACUACCUGUUGGAACAUAAAGUUACUUUCCUUUUUUUUGUUCGGUUUUGUUUUUGUUUUAGUCUGCUUGUUUUUAUUUGUUUGUUUCUCUAGAGAUGUUCACCAGCUUCUGUCACAAAUACGAUUGAGUCUUUCUGUUGCCCUCGGAGCUGGACAAUUUAUUUUUCUCGUCGGGAUAAACGCCACAAAAAACAAGGUAAGCGACUUCUUCAUCCAUUGAUGAAUAUUUUUUUAACGAGACUCAAGACGAGCAUUAAGAAGUACACCAGAUCUCUUUGAAAAGAUGCAUGAAAAGUAGUCAACUUUUUUCCCUCUCUCUCAGGCCUCUUGUAUUACAGCUGCAGCUUUCAUGCAAUAUUUCCUGAUGGCUUCGUUCUGUUGGAUGCUGGUGGAGGGAUUUUACCUCUACCUCUUUGUGGUGAAAGUUUACAACAUCACCGAAAAGAUGCACAUGUAUCACGUCAUGUCAUGGGGUAUUUUCAUUUUACUUGUUUUGAAUUGUUUGACUUCAUGAUCACCUGAAUCGACUUGCAUUGACAUCCUACUUAUGUUUAGGUUUACCCAUCGUCAUGGUCGGUAUUUCAUUGUGCAUCGCUGCUGGGAAAGAUGGAAUAGAAAGCUUCACUAGUGAUAAAUAGUAAGAGAAUCCUUCGAAAUUAGAUCUUUUUUCUCCUUCUCCACAUUUUUUGUCUCCCACAAAAAUGUAUUUUUUUUUUAAAGUACAACUCUUUUUGCACAAUCUUGUGUUUUUAGUUCGUUUUCAUUUCGUAGAUUUUUGUGUCCCUGCGUUUUUAUCCAGGUUUUGUGUCUCUGUCUCUGUCUCUGUCUCUCGUUCUGUCUCCCUCCCUCCCUCUCUUCUCUUUCUCUGGGUUACUGGGUUAGAGGAUUAUUUGCAGCAAAAAUAUGUUUAUCUUUUUCUCUCUCCGUUUCUCGUUUAAAGUUGCUGGCUAUCCUACACAAACAACCUCAUCUGGAUAUUCGCCGCAUUUAUGGCUUUUGUUGAAGUGGUGAGUCUACAAUUAGUCAAUCCCUCGCAUUUUACUUUUUCAUGCCAAGACUGACCACCGGUGGAGAUUGUCUUUCUCGUUCCCAUGCUCAUUACAAAACGAAAAGCAUAUUUCUGUUUUCGACUACCAGGCUCAAAGCUCACAACCUUUCCAACUCCGUUUACGCUCACUAUGUAUUCAGCAUUACUCGUCUUAGCAACAAGCACUCUGCCAACAUUUGACAUUCCUUGUUUGUUUCAGCUCAACAUUUUGAUACUCGUCCGAGUCAUAAAAGAGAUGACCACGCUAGUGCAACCUAUGGGGGAAGACAAUCAUAUUAAGCAGAUACGGUUAGAUUUAAAAUUUGCUGUUAGCGAAAUAUUUUAAUCAGUGGAGGGAAAAAAGUUGAAGAAAACGUGAACCAAUAGCUGAAGCAUUUAAUUGUGAGAUAUUUACCUUAGCUCCACACUAGUUAACAUUAAACACAGAGUCAUCAGUGUCUUAGGGUUAGGGCUACUGUUAAGUGUUUUUACCAUCUCUAAAUAAUGCCUAUUAAACAAUGAUAAAUUUGAGGAAACAAUCGUCAAAAUAAUUCAAACGUUUUUUUAAUGUUGUCGUUAUUCCGGCAGACUUGGCUUUAAAACAUGCGCGGUGAUGAUUCCACUGAUGGGUAUAACGUGGCUAUUCGGUCUUUUGUCGCCAUGGCACAAAGCUUUCGCCUACAUUUUCACCAUCUUUAACUCUACUCAGGUGAGUAUUCGGUCUUUAGUCGUCAUCACAAAAAGCUUUCGCCUACUUGUUCACCAUCGUCAAUUCAACUCAGGUGAGAUUUUAACGAAAAUGUCGGAAAUCGGAUCAUCUGUUUGGAAACUUGAAUGUCCAAACUACAUUCUUACAUUAGUCUGAUGAUAUUUCCCGUUCAAAGGGAACCUAGUCGACAAGAGAGGAUUUAUUUCUUGGUUUUUGAGAUCUGCAACUUUCCUUAAUUUACUGUUUUACCCAUUUUUUAAAGACGAUUUCAAGAUAGAGAUUACAAGAUGUUUGCACUACAUCAAACUUUUUAAACGACGCUCUGCCAUCUCUAAAAAAGGCUGAUCUUGAAAUAAUUUUCUGUCUUAGGGAUUCCUGAUUUUUUUCUUCCAUUGUGUGCGAAACAGCCAGGUAAGAAAGAUAUCAAACAGGGGAGGUAGAUCAAGUGAAUUGUGAAGACUUUAGAAUCACUGAGCUUUGGAUGGUUAAGAACUGAUAUUUGGCCAAUUGUUCAUCUACAGAUUAAAGAGCGAUUGAAAAGGAGGAUGAAGGCAAUUUUUCCAUCUUCCGAAGUUGGAAACUCUGCAAGGAAGAGCUCACGAGUUAACGCAAGUGAUGCCGGGAAAAUACGGGCAGUCGAAAUGCAGUCUUUCGAUACAUAA